Molecule: messenger RNA, 1363 nt
Organism: Vitrella brassicaformis
Lineage: Eukaryota; Vitrellaceae
Source: the annotation of a GenBank genome assembly
UCAAGAGCGGCGGUGAGCCUCCAGGGAAAACCCGAGAGCGCCCGUUCGAAUUGUGAAGCCGUGGAGAGUCGUGCCAUCCGCCACGGCUGUCAUCUCGGUGAAAGUCACCAGGUACAUGACCAGUCGCUGCAGACCUCUCAGCUGCUGCAGCAGUGACGAGAGGGUGUGACGCACGUACUCGUCCUUGUCCGCCCGGUCUUCACGAACUGAAAGGACACAGACAGAGGCGUUGGAUGUUUCAUGGCAUGUGGCGUCUUGUGUGCGCCUCUGACCCGUUAGAUUAAAGCACAGUGAGUGGAUGACGGGCAAGUCGGCCGCCGCCCCCACCAACUGAUCGAUGCUGCCCUCAUCCAUCACCGCAAAUCCGAACUCCAACCACUCCACCCUCCGGUCCCUCCCCAGCCCCCGCAUGGCGCCCACCGCGUCACUGACCGGCAUGCUUUUGAUAUCCAUCCUGUGCAACUGUGUGGGCAUUUUCGACGCCAGCAGCCGACUGCUUUCCUCAUCCACACGGCCGAGCAGGCGCAGCACUUCACAGUUGGAGAUGCGCUGCAUGUGUCCGAAGAUCGAGGGGCGGGGGACCGGGGAGUUGCGAUCGACAUGGGUGCUGUUGAACGUCACUGUCUUGGCGUUGGCGAAGGACAGCUGCCCGGCCAGGUCGAUCGCUGACUGCUUGGGGGCGGGCGUGAGGGAGGGGUUGGGGGUGAGGUCGAACCGCACAUCGUCUGUCUGCUCGGCGACCUGCUUCAUGACGGAGGUGAGGGCGGGAGACGGAUGGGCGGGGAAGUCGCUGUGGCAAAGGAUCAUGGGGUUGAAUGUGACGAGGGAGGCGGCGAACGUGACUGGGAUGUCGGGCGACGCACAGCAGGCAGCUACGAACCGAUCAAGGGCCGACAGCAAGGCUAUGUCGGAGCCCACCAGGCCAGACAUGCUGAGGUCAAGCUGCUUGAUGCUGUUCCGGCAGCCACGCGAUGUCAGCGUCGCCUGCAUGCAAGAACAGGACGACACGUGUGUGACACGGACCACUGUCGUGGGUGUUUUCCGAUGAUCCUACGUGGAGUUGGUCUAGCUCUUGCGCAGUGAUGUUGAUGGUGCCGAUGGCCUCCAGCUGGCUCAGCGGGCCUGCCUCGCCAGGCCCUGCCACCGGCAUGCCCUCGAAGGCUUCCACCCAGGACCAGAAGAGUUGUCCACUCACACGCCGCAGAGACCGGGACGACACGAUGAGUCGCCCCAGUCUGUCGCCGGACCAUCCCUCCUGCUCCACUCGGGCCAACGAGGGCAUCUCCCAGCCUCUCUCAGCCAACGAGUCAUGGACCACCUCCAGGCCCGUGAUGGACGUGAGGGCGUCGAGGGUCGGCCGCAU